CUCGCGCGCUCUCUCUCUCUCGCGCGCUCUCGGCGUGGGUGAGCCGAGAACGAGGGGGCGGAGGAGGAGGGAAAUCCGUCGCUCGUUUCCUCCUUUUCCAGACUCAACUGAUAUAUAAUCAUGUUUUUAAGCCUCAGAGAACCCAAAAGAGCGCGAGACGCGAGACUGAUCGCUUUCUUACAUUUAAGAAAAAAAAGAAAGAAAGAAAACGCAAAGGAUUUUACGCGCGCUUUGGUUUAUACCAAACUUCUGGGACUAACAACAGCAUCUCGAUUUGGUUUAUUACGAUGUCAUCUUCAGACGUGGAGAGCCUCCGGCCCGCCCCUCGGCAGCGCGGCAGCUGCAUGGACACGUUCCUGCUCGUUUCCGUUGUCACCCUGUUCCUCAUGGUGCUGUCCGGAGCCGCGCUCGGGUUCUGGCUCGUUAAAGGCCUGCGCGCGGAGAUGGACGGGUUUCACACUGCGCCCGAGCCCAUCAAGAGCGCUAUGAACAUGUCGCCUACCGGUCUGCCAAACGUCGGGCCGUCCUACAAGAUGGAGAAUUUUGCCUACCUUAGAGCCACCUCCAGUGAUGUGAAAAAUGGCACUAUGCAGUGGGAACCAAUCGUGUACAGAAACACCACCACCCUGGGCUCACGCUACAGUUAUUACUCAAAGCACGGAACACUGAGGACGGAGAAAGGUGGUACCUACUUCAUGUACACCCAGCUGAACCUUACAUGCACUUGGAAAUGUGGUAGUGGAUCCCUUAGAGUCACCUUUGAGGACAAUCAAAGGAACGAGCACUUAUCCUGCACACUUCACCUUCCCAAUACAACUUCUAUCCCUGUUGUGGAAAAGUGUUGGACCGUGAUCCAUCAUCUUGAACCCGAAAGCCGACUGAUUGCCAAGAUGCACGCUACAGCGCCACCAAGAGGAUGGAGUCUCGAUCUUAACCACUCCGGAUUUGGCAUGUUCCUGGUGGAUGGACCCAAGACCGAGUAGAAGAUGGGACAGAUAUAUUUAGCAUCAAAAAGACACUGAGUUUGUGGAUUACACAUGAAAGUGUAUGCUUCACACGGUGCUGACUCAACCCAUGCUUGAAUAGACCUCAAGGGACCUCAUUUUUUGCACAUUUAGUAAGGCGGUGACGUUAAACCACUGAUGCUAUAUCACGAUAGUGUGAUACUGUAAAUGUUUUCUUUGGAACUCUCAUCUGAUAAGCAGACCUAUGGGAUUUCCUUUACAGAAGACCUUCAAAUUCACCCAAUUAUUUACAUUUCUAACCCAACGAUGUAAGAGUACUGAUGAUUUGAAGCUUCCUCGUUAAUAGUAUUAUGCGUCCUGGAUAUUGUGGUAUAUUGUACAAUCAACGCUGUUUACUCAGGAAGAACUUUUACAAUGCACUAUUUAUAUUUUGAUACUAUCAUAUAGUCUAUUUAUAUACGGUUUGUACAUAUAUAUUUUUAUUGUUCAGAUAUUUAUGUUAUUUGUUGUAAAACUGUUGUACCGUAAGACAGUGGGUCAUUUUUUACUGUUACACAGUAGCUGAAGAGUAGACAUCACUACAAACCGCAGCCACAAUGGUGGCUAAUGGCAGGUACGAAACUCUCAAUCACAACUAACUUAGUGCCUUCAGAUAGGAGCACAGGCGCCCUUUACGUGCCCUCAUCACAACGUGGCGAAAAGUAAUGUCUCUCUGACAGAGACCAUCAAUGUGAUUGUUAAUUUAUAUUCAGGAAUGUAAAGCUAAUAUGUAGUCAAUAAAAGAGACUUUACUGUU
Messenger RNA from Ictalurus punctatus (channel catfish), 1761 nucleotides. RefSeq lists its product as uncharacterized. NCBI's taxonomy places the organism in Eukaryota, Metazoa, Chordata, Actinopteri, Siluriformes, Ictaluridae. Bases 288 to 983 code for a protein of 231 amino acids. Gene Ontology annotation, biological process: positive regulation of cytotoxic T cell differentiation; positive regulation of activated T cell proliferation; immune response. Gene Ontology annotation, molecular function: tumor necrosis factor receptor binding. Gene Ontology annotation, cellular component: plasma membrane. The transcript is spliced from 3 exons. The record is from RefSeq and is a predicted model, not a curated record.